Messenger RNA from Colossoma macropomum (tambaqui), 1295 nucleotides. RefSeq names its product glutamic-oxaloacetic transaminase 1 like 1 (gene got1l1). Lineage: Eukaryota; Metazoa; Chordata; Actinopteri; Characiformes; Serrasalmidae. The transcript has 8 exons. Gene Ontology annotation, cellular component: cytosol. Gene Ontology annotation, molecular function: L-aspartate:2-oxoglutarate transaminase activity; pyridoxal phosphate binding. Gene Ontology annotation, biological process: L-aspartate biosynthetic process. The record is from RefSeq and is a predicted model, not a curated record. Bases 51 to 1295 code for a protein of 414 amino acids.
AUAAUUUUAAGGUAGAUCAGCGACAUAACGGUCCCGGCGCGACAAAAGCAAUGUCCUCUUCGCUUUCCGCAUUUAGCGACACCCCCAUGGCCACAAUAACCACGGAAGUGAAACUUUUGGCAGCGUUCAAGCGAGACUCCCACCACGACAAGGUUUACCUCGCGUGGAAGGAGUACGUCGGCGAAGGUGGUCACGCUUCAGUGCUUCCUCUUAUCUGGAAAAUCAAGCAGCAGAUUGGCGCCAACCCAACUCUUCAUCCAGAAUACCCAUCUCCGUUGGGCCUUCAAGAAUUCUCCAGGAGAGCUACGGAGCUGGCCUUAGGCAGGGACAGCAGUGCCCUUGUGGAAAACAGGGUUGUCGGUGUGCAGACGGUGGGCACAGCUGGCGCAGUGCGUCUGGGAGCUGAGUUACUGAAGCACUGCUGCUGCACCAGCUCAUCCUGGAAUGGUCCUGUUCUUCUCUCCUCUCCGUGUGAUGAAACAUUACCGGGCACCUUUGAGGCAGCAGGAAUCAGAGACGUCCAGCACUACCGAUACUGGGAUGGUGAACAUCGUGGGGUGUCCAUGGAGAAGAUGCUGGAGGACUUGGAGAAGGCCCCAGAACAAAGUGUGGUGGUCCUGUAUGCAGCGGGACACUAUCCUACUGGAGCUGAUCUUUCACAGGAGGAAUGGAAAGGAGUGAUUGACGUCCUGGUGAGGCGUCGGCUCCUGCCAUUCUUCCUGCUGCCUGCUCAGGGCUUGUGCAGUGGGGACGUGGAGCUGGAUUCAUGGGCUUUGAGAUAUUGUGUGUCUCUGGGGCUGGAGCUGCUGUGUGCUCAGUCUUUCUCCCACGGUUUCGGCCUCUACGGAGAAAGAGUGAGCCACCUGCUCUGCGUUCUAAAGGAGAACUCCAACCUGCUGGCUGUCCAGUCGCAGGCAGAGAAGAUCGUUCAAACGCUUUGGUCCCGACCACCAGUAGGAGGCGCCAGAGUGGUGACCACAGUGCUUAGCAAUCCUGCUCACCUAGUUGAAUGGCAGGAGGGGUUGAAGGGCACAGUGGAGAGAUGCAUGCUGAUGCGAGAACGUCUCAGAGAAAAGCUGCGCCUGCUUGGAAGCCCAGGCAGCUGGGAACACUUGAUAAAGCCAGGAGGACUCUUCUGCUGCAUUGGACUUACUGUUCAACAGGUUGAGUUCCUGCUGAAGCGGAGACACGUUUACGUGUUACCGGGCGGCUGUUUGAAUGUGAGUGCCAUCAACAGCCGCAAUCUCGACUACGUGACCGAAUCCAUUCAUCUGGCACUGACCUCACAACCCUGA